Protobothrops mucrosquamatus (brown spotted pit viper) is the source of this 1807-nucleotide messenger RNA. RefSeq names its product ectonucleoside triphosphate diphosphohydrolase 3 (gene ENTPD3). Gene Ontology annotation, molecular function: GDP phosphatase activity; UDP phosphatase activity. The record is from RefSeq and is a predicted model, not a curated record. The transcript is spliced from 10 exons. Gene Ontology annotation, cellular component: plasma membrane. Gene Ontology annotation, biological process: nucleoside diphosphate catabolic process. Bases 267 to 1790 code for a protein of 507 amino acids. NCBI's taxonomy places the organism in Eukaryota, Metazoa, Chordata, Lepidosauria, Squamata, Viperidae.
CAGUAGGGAACCGGCGGAGGAACCGGGGAAUUGGCUGCCUCCCGCUGCGCAAGGGACAAUUUCGUCAUGUUGGUCCGGGCCUCCGAUCCUUGCCCACCUCCUGUUUAGCCCGAUGAGAAUGAGUCCCCCGCCUGAUUUGAGCGAGCUUCCUUUGCCUCCCACCGCUCAAGAUAUAAGACAGAUCCAGGGGAGUCUCUCGUAUCCUGGUCAGCAGUGACAACGUCCUGACAGCUGCUCCUGAGAAAAGUUUCCAAGUGUAGUACAAAAUGCCAACCAUUGUCACCUUAAUUUUUCUACUUUUAAGCAUUGCAAUUAUUGUUACUAUUACUCUUGUUCAGAUGAAUCGGAAACAGAUCCUUUCUCCAGGUCUAAAGUAUGGAAUAGUGCUUGAUGCUGGUUCAUCUCGGACAACAGUCUAUGUUUAUGAAUGGCCAGCAGAAAAAGAAAAUAAUACCGGAGUAGUAAGUCAAACCUUCAAGUGUAAUGUGAAAGGCCCUGGAAUAUCCAGCUAUGGCAGCAACCCUCAAGAAAUUGCUAUGCCCAUCAAUGAUUGCAUGAAUAAAGUAAAGGAGAAAAUUCCUUUGCAUUUGCAUAAAAGCAUACCUGUCUACUUGGGAGCCACAGCUGGCAUGAGACUUCUGAGGUUGCAAAAUGAAUCAGCAGCCAGUGAAGUCCUUCAGAGCAUUCAGACCUAUUUCACGUCACAGCCCUUUGAAUUUAGGGGUGCUCAAAUCAUAACUGGGCAAGAGGAAGGGGUAUAUGGAUGGAUUACAGCCAACUAUUUAAAAGGCAAUUUCUUGGAGAAAAACCUUUGGAGUGCCUGGGUCCAUCCCCGUGGAGUUGAGACUAUAGGUGCGCUGGAUCUAGGAGGGGCUUCCACUCAGAUAUCAUUCAUUCCUGAGGAAAGCAUACAAAUUUUCAACAGUACACUACAGGUGCAGCUGUUUGGUUACCAAUACAAGGUGUAUACCUACAGUUUCCAAUGUUAUGGGAGAGAUGAAGCGGAGAAAAAACUGCUAGCUUCAAUUCUGCAGGAUUCAGACAAUAAAUCCGGGAUAAAAAAUCCAUGCUAUCCUCAGAAUUAUAGAACUGUUCUGACAAUGAAACAUUUAUAUGGAAGCCUUUGCACAGCAUUUCUAAGACCAGAGAGCUACACCCCAAGCCAGCCUGUACAUGUCAUAGGAACUGGGGAUCCAGUCCUUUGCAGGGAGGCAGUGUCAACGUUAUUUGAUUUCAAAUCUUGUAGAGACAGAGAAGAUUGCUCAUUCAAUGGAAUCUACCAGCCAAAAGUUAAAGGGAAUUUCGUGGCCUUUUCUGGAUUCUAUUACACAGUCAAUGCUCUGAAUUUAACUGGACAAUUUUCACUAGCUGAGUUUAAUUCAAGCAUGUGGACUUUCUGCUCACAAGAUUGGAACCAGUUGCCAUUUAUGCUCUCUAAAUUUGAGGAAACAUAUGCAAGAUCUUACUGCUUUUCAGCAAACUAUAUCUACCACUUACUUAUACAUGGGUAUAAGUUCAAUGCUGACAACUGGCCUCAGAUUCAUUUUCAAAAAGAAGUUGAUAACAGCAGCAUUGCCUGGUCACUGGGCUAUAUGCUUAGCCUCACCAAUAUGAUCCCAGCAGAAAGCAAUAGAAUUUGGUUACCUAUGAAUCCUUCUCUGUUUGCUGGACUGCUCCUCUUCUUCACAGCAGUGGCAUUACUGUGUCUGAUUUUCCUGGUGUAUUCAUAUGUUCGAUCUCGCAUGCAAAAGAACACUUGUCAAGUUGAACAUGUGUUUGCCAUAGAAUAAAUCACGUUCAAAAAAGA